This is a messenger RNA of Homo sapiens (human), 1398 nucleotides long. It is a transcript of the gene MRPS18B, whose product is annotated as mitochondrial ribosomal protein S18B. Gene Ontology annotation, cellular component: mitochondrion; ribosome; mitochondrial small ribosomal subunit. NCBI's taxonomy places the organism in Eukaryota, Metazoa, Chordata, Mammalia, Primates, Hominidae. The record is from RefSeq and is marked reviewed. Gene Ontology annotation, biological process: translation; mitochondrial translation. Gene Ontology annotation, molecular function: structural constituent of ribosome. The coding region runs from base 27 to 803 and encodes 258 amino acids. The transcript has 7 exons.
AAUUCCUGUCCUGGGCGUACGUCAAGAUGGCGGCGUCUGUAUUAAACACCGUGCUGAGGCGGCUUCCUAUGCUAUCUCUCUUCCGAGGUUCUCACAGAGUUCAGGUUCCCCUCCAGACUCUUUGCACCAAAGCUCCCUCUGAGGAAGAUUCUUUGUCCUCAGUUCCCAUUUCUCCUUAUAAGGAUGAGCCCUGGAAAUAUCUGGAAUCAGAAGAAUACCAGGAGCGAUAUGGUUCUCGCCCCGUCUGGGCUGACUACCGCCGCAACCACAAGGGUGGUGUACCCCCACAGCGGACUCGGAAGACAUGUAUUCGUCGGAAUAAAGUUGUUGGGAAUCCCUGCCCCAUCUGUCGAGAUCACAAGUUGCAUGUUGACUUUAGGAACGUGAAGCUCUUGGAGCAAUUUGUCUGCGCCCACACGGGUAUCAUCUUCUAUGCUCCAUACACAGGAGUCUGUGUGAAGCAGCACAAGCGGUUGACCCAGGCCAUCCAGAAAGCCAGGGAUCAUGGUCUCCUCAUUUACCACAUCCCCCAGGUUGAACCACGGGACCUUGACUUCAGUACCUCUCAUGGGGCUGUGAGUGCUACUCCGCCAGCCCCCACCCUGGUCUCAGGUGACCCCUGGUACCCAUGGUACAACUGGAAACAGCCACCGGAGAGAGAACUGUCUCGCCUUCGCCGGCUUUACCAGGGUCAUCUCCAAGAAGAGAGUGGCCCCCCACCUGAGUCAAUGCCCAAGAUGCCCCCUAGAACACCAGCGGAAGCCUCCUCCACUGGGCAGACAGGCCCUCAGAGUGCUCUGUAGGAGCUGUAGACUGGGAAGAGAGGCCAGGCGUGGUGGCUCACUCCUGUAAUCCCAGCACUUUGGGAAGCCAAGGUGGGCUGAUCACUUGAUCCCAGGAGUUUGAGACCAGCCUGGGCACCAUGGUGAAACCUCGUCUUUACCAAAAAAUACAAAAAUUAGCUGGGUGUGGUGGUGCACACCUGUAGUCUCAACUAUUGGGGAGGCUAAGGUAGGAUCACUUGAUCCCAGGAGGCGGAGGUUGCAGUGAGUUGCAGUCACACCCCUGCACUCCAGCCUGGGUGACAGCUAGACCCUGUCUCAAAAAAAAAAAAAAAGACUGGGAAGAGAGCUAGAGGGACUAGGAGAUAAUGUGUAUGUAGGUUUAUGUGAUGGGAUAUCACCCUGAAGAGUUGUGUCUUUUGUGGCCAGUGACAAAUCCAGGAAAUGAAUGUUGCUGAUAGGGAUAAAUCUUGAGGCUGAGGGCGGGUGGUACAGAUGUGUAUGGGAAACCCCAACCCCUAUAUAUUGUAAAUAGAUGGGCUGGGCUAAACAUUGUUGCCGUUUCAUACUUCUACCAACUCAGCUUUUACACAAUAAAGCUCUACUGUCUCUGGUU